AUGUUCACGAAUCUGUUCAAGGCCAUGCCUGCCCGAGCCGGCGCCUUUGCCUCCAUGAAGACGCCCGUCCAGGCUCGCUUCAUGGCGACUGUGCGUCAACGGGCUGCUAUGGAGCCUGCCACCUUCACCAUCCGUGACGGCCCCAUGUUCACCGGCAAGUCGUUCGGUGCUCGCUCCAACAUCUCCGGCGAGGCCGUCUUCACCACCUCUCUGGUCGGUUACCCCGAGUCUUUGACCGACCCCUCCUACCGUGGCCAAAUCCUGGUCUUCACCCAGCCUCUUAUCGGUAACUACGGUGUGCCGUCCGCCGAGAAGGACAAGAAUGGCCUCUUGAAGUACUUCGAGUCCCCCAACCUCCAGGCCGCCGGUGUCGUCGUGGCCGACGUUGCCGAGCAGUACAGCCACUGGACUGCCGUUGAGAGUCUGGGUGAGUGGUGUGCCCGUGAGGGUGUUCCUGCCAUCUCCGGUGUGGACACUCGCGCCAUUGUCACCUAUCUGCGUGAGCAGGGUUCGUCCCUGGCCAAGAUCACGGUUGGCGAGGAAUACGACGCCAACGAGGACGAGGCCUUCACCGACCCCGAACAGAUUCACCUGGUGCGUCAGGUCAGCACCAAGCAGCCGUUCCACAUCAGCGCUGCCGAUCCCACCUCGCACGUUGCUGUCAUCGAUUGCGGUGUGAAAGAGAAUAUCCUGCGGAGCCUGGUUGGCCGUGGCGCCAGCGUCACUGUCUUCCCCUUCGACUUCCCCAUCCACAAGGUGGCUCACCACUUCGAUGGUGUCUUCAUCUCCAACGGCCCUGGUGACCCCACCCACUGCCAGGACACUGUCUUCCACCUGCAGCGCCUGAUGGAGACCUCCCAGGUCCCCAUCUUCGGUAUCUGUCUGGGUCACCAGCUGCUGGCUCUGGCUGCUGGUGCCAGCACCAUCAAGCUCAAGUACGGUAACCGGGCUCACAACAUCCCGGCCCUGGACCUGAGCACUGGUCGCUGCCACAUCACCAGCCAGAACCACGGUUAUGCCGUUGAUGCUUCCACCCUGCCCUCCGACUGGAAGCCUUAUUUCACCAACCUGAACGACGCGAGCAACGAAGGCAUGAUCCACAAGUCUCGCCCUAUUUUCAGCACUCAGUUCCACCCCGAGGCCAAGGGAGGUCCUCUGGACUCUUCCUACCUGUUUGACAUCUACCUCGACAGUGUCCUGAAGUACAAGCACAACCAGGCCGGUCUGUACCCCCAGCGUGAUAGCCGCCCCAGCCCUCUGCUGGUUGAUCUGCUUGCCAAGGAGCGUGUGGGUGUUCAGCCCACCAUUGGCAUGCAGAACGUGGCUGCUGCUGCCGCCGCCGCUGCCGCUGCGUAA
Messenger RNA from Penicillium argentinense, 1356 nucleotides. It is a transcript of the gene cpa1, whose product is annotated as carbamoyl-phosphate synthase (glutamine-hydrolyzing) CPA1. Gene Ontology annotation, molecular function: carbamoyl-phosphate synthase (glutamine-hydrolyzing) activity. The transcript has 2 exons. Gene Ontology annotation, cellular component: cytoplasm; carbamoyl-phosphate synthase complex. NCBI's taxonomy places the organism in Eukaryota, Fungi, Ascomycota, Eurotiomycetes, Eurotiales, Aspergillaceae. The coding region runs from base 1 to 1356 and encodes 451 amino acids. The record is from RefSeq and is a predicted model, not a curated record. Gene Ontology annotation, biological process: L-arginine biosynthetic process; 'de novo' pyrimidine nucleobase biosynthetic process; L-glutamine metabolic process.